Anarrhichthys ocellatus (wolf-eel) is the source of this 4263-nucleotide messenger RNA. RefSeq names its product neural Wiskott-Aldrich syndrome protein-like. The record is from RefSeq and is a predicted model, not a curated record. Lineage: Eukaryota; Metazoa; Chordata; Actinopteri; Perciformes; Anarhichadidae. Gene Ontology annotation, molecular function: actin binding. Gene Ontology annotation, biological process: actin filament organization.
CCCAAAUAGUGGACUCGUCCUAACACUGCCAUGUUGGAUGGAACUGACUCAGGGCUCUCUGGCGGACGGACUUCCCAGGAAACUUUUUGCCGUUUUCCGUCUUCGCUGAGUCGCUGCAAUUGUUUUACCUUAUUUUAAAGAGGAGCGGGACGUAGCACCGCGUCCCUAAACGGCAUACAUUCCUCGGCACCCCAAUAUCCCUGGAGCUCCGGCACAAACCACCGGUGUGACGGGGGUCGGAGCAAGGCCACGGAUGACCGAGGAAUUGUUUAUGUAUCUUUUUUUUGUAUCUCACACAACGAGUUACAGUCGGUGCACACUUAACACAUUGAUCCCUAAUAAUGAGUGGACAUCCGUCGCAACGGCGACAAGUAAAUCUCGGGUCGAUACAACUGACACCGCAGGAAAAUGAAUGCCUUUUCAACCACCUUGGCAGGAAAUGCAUCUCAUUGUCUGCAGCAGUGGUCCAGGUGUUCACGUCAGAUAGGAACUCCAGCUGGACCAAGAGAUGCUGCGGGGUGGCCUGUCUGGUCAAAGACAACCCCCUGCGAUCCUACUACAUCAGGGUCUUGGACAUCAAGGAUGGAAAGAUGAUGUUUGAACAGGAGCUGUACAACAACUUCACCAGCUACGUCCCCAAACCUUACUUCAUCACAUUUGCUGGAGACACAUGCCAAGUGGGUCUGAACUUCGCCAGUGAGGAGGAGACCAAGCGUUUCCAUAACCAUCUGGCGGAGCUAAUGGGGAGAAGACAGAGGAAAUCUGAGAAGAGACGCGACCCUCCGAAUGGCCCGACGUUGCCCAUGGCUACUAUCGACAUCAAAAACCCGGAGAUCAGCAAUGUUCCACGUUUCCACAACAACUCUCAGGUGAUCAACAUUGUGCAUUCAUCCUUCCACAAGAGGGAGAAAAAGGGCAAGGCGAAAAAGAAGAGGCUCACCAAGGCAGACAUCGGCACACCGAGCAACUUCCAGCACGUUGGGCAUGUAGGAUGGGAUCCAAAUACAGGUUUUGAUUUGAACAACUUGGACCCCGAGCUGAAGCAUCUGUUUGAUAUGUGUGGCAUCUCUGAGGCUCAGCUGAAAGACAAGGAGACCUCGAAGGUCAUCUACGACUUCAUCGAGAAGAAAGGAGGCGUAGAAGCUGUCAAAAACGAGCUACGGCGACAAGCUCCUCCGCCCCCUCCGUCCAGAGGCGGCCCCCCUCCUCCGCCCCCGCACCACAGCUCAGCCCCACUCCCCCCCCCUCCAGCCCGGGGGCGAGGGGCCCCGCCACCUCCUCCCCCCUCCAGAGCUCCCAUCUCUGCACCCCCUCCUCCCCCUCCAUCCCGACCGGGCAUGUCCGCUCCACCGCCUCCCCCGCCCAGCCGGGGCUCUCUCCCGCCUCCCCCUCCGCCAGCCCAUGCCUCAAUUUCGGCGGGGCCUCCCCCGCCGCCUCCUCCUCCCUCAUCCUCCGCUCCGUCCAGUACCGGAGCGCCGCCUCCCCCCCCUCCGCCUCCGCCGCCUCCCGGCCCUCCGCCCCCUGCCCCUAUGCUGCCCACGGAGGCUAACGGCGGGGACAGCGGUGUGCCCAAGUCGGCACUGCUGAAUCAGAUCAGAGAAGGCACCCAGCUGAAGAAGGUGGAUGCUAAAGAGAGGCCGGGAUCCACCAACACCGGCCGAGACGCACUUCUGGACCAAAUCCGACAAGGAACCAAACUCAAAGUGAGGGAUGACACAGAUGCAGUCCCUUCCACCCCGGCCCUCUCGGCAGGCAUCGUGGGGGCGCUGAUGGAGGUGAUGCAGAAACGGAGCAAGGCCAUUCACUCUUCAGAUGAGGACGAUGACGAUGACGAUGAUGAGGACUUUGAAGAUGAUGAUGAAUGGGAGGACUAGCGAUAUAUAUAUUUUUUUCUCUUUUUUUUUCUCCCCUCUCCAACCCGUGGAUGAUUAUGACACUAAAAUAACUCUUGUCUUUCCAUAAAGAAAUCUUUAAUUUCAAAAUUCUAAAUGGAAAUGUUCUAUCAAUUUGCUGUAUAUUUUUGUUGCCUUUAUGCUUUUUUUUUUUUUUUUUUUAUUAAUCUGUGCAAUACCUCAUUUAAUCUGUAAAUGUUUGUCAUUCUCAUAUCUUAGGCUUUUUCUUUAUCUCUCCGUCACGUCUGUCUCCACUCUGUCGCCUCCAUCUCGUCUCUUGAUGGCAAUAUGUCUCAUUUUAACUGUGUUCGGCCUUUUCCAUCUCUCUGCAUCUCUUUCUCCUCCUCCCACAUUCCCAACCUCGCUUCCAUCUGUUACUCAGCCAUCUUUCACAUCUGCUGCCUCUUAUCAUGUUACCGCAUGUUCCCUUCCUGUCACUCUCCCGUGUUCCCAUUCCCCAGAUUAACACAAUAAUUUCACAUCAAAUUGUCUCUUGAACCUUAGAGUUAAAUGUUUUUUGUUUUUUUUGGUCAGUGAUUGAAGGGAAAGGGCUUAGUCGCUACAAAUCCUUCAUCAAUCGUGUCUUCAUUGUUUGUCAGGAGGAAAAAAAAAAGAACUAUUUUCAUACCCUAUUGCUCUCUAGUUUAUUUUUACUUAUUCAAAUGAACCUAGUUUAGCACUCAUAUUUUCUUAAAACUGAGAAGAAGAAAAACGCUCUUUUUUGGAAUAUUCAGCUUUGUUUGCUGUCGACUGUAAAUUUGCUCCAGAGUUUGAGUCUUGUUAUAUUUUUGCACAGAUUGAAAGAGGAGACUCGCUGCAUGAAUACAGGACAUUUUCAGGUCUGUAUCGUUAUGGAACAUGCAUAUGCUUUAAGUAAUGUGGCACUUGGACAUUAAGCAUUUUUAAACCGUUAACCCACCACACUACAUACAGUACGCGCAAGGAGGUAGCCCACAGUUUUAUGGCUGGCUAUCUCUUGUGAAUUUUAUUUUAUUGUUUCUUUGGUCACUAUCUCACUUCAGAUUCUGUUGAAAUUUCUUUUUUUUCUUUUUAUCUUUUUUUUACAAUAGCAAGCAGAGUAUUAAUAAAUGUCUGUUUGUUGGAAUCAGGUCAUUCAUCAUGUUAAGCUUAAGUAAUAAAGACAUUUUAGUUUUACACACCUGAUGCUUAUAAUGGGUCCAUAUGCUAAGUUGCUGUACAGAGACAGCGGGGAUAAAGUAGUAUUUGUCCUGUUGUAGACACUAAGUGCUGACAGUUUAGGGAGAAACACUAGAUUCAUGGCAUCAUUCAAACAAGUAUCCACAUGUUCUUGACGAACUAGUAAAUCAUGAGGCGUAAUAUAGGAAUAGUUCAAAUGACUCGGUGGUCAAUUAUUCUCUACAAAGACCAAAUGGUCAGAUGUCUUCUAUUUAAAGGUGGAUUUUUCACACGGGACAGGGCUUUAAAUGCCAAAUUGUUCCAUCAAUGUCAAAAAGAAGCAGAUUUUUUAAAUCCUAUUUGACAAAAACACAACUGCAAUGGCAUGACUUGUCCUGGUGUGGUUAAAGUCUGACUCAAAAGUACAAGUAACCUAUUAGGAACUGUUAUUUCCGCAGUUAUUGCGACUCUGUACUUAUGGAUUGCUCGCUAACCAACGAGGCGCUAAUGCAGCCACAAGUGACAAUUGUGGGGAGAAAUGCUAUAACCAUACUGUAACCGUAGCACAAAUGGAGAUAUAUCUGUCUAAGGUUAGCUAGCAUUAGCCAGCAUAUGCUAACUGGUCAUACCAGGCCGAAAACGGCAGCAGCAGUAAAAACCCCGAGUGUAUUGAAUUUAAAGCAAGACUGCAUUUUAUUGCGAAUGAAUUCUACUUUAAAUUUUUACGGGGUACUUUUCAAAAGUCUCACUUUAACUCCAGAGCCAGUUAACUGCUAACCCCGUUUUUCUUUGAGCGUCAAACAUACAGCUUGGCCUUCCAGGUUUUCUCAACGGCUGCCAUGUUAGCAUUUUGCACAGGCUAACGAGUAGCAUGCUAACAUUGCUAUCAUGUUUUGGCUUAUAGGAGAGCUGAUGCCGAAACGUCUUACCCUCAGUGUAACAAAUAUCCAGAAAAAAAUGACAUCAAAAUAGUUUUUUUGUGUGUUUUUUCAUUGUUUGCAGAAGAGGAAUGUUUAAAUUCUGUCUUUUAGAGACAAAUUGCCCCUUGUUUGAUGUAAGAACUGACUCUUGUCAAAUGUCAAGAUACUUUUUUGGGGGAAACCUUGCCAUGUUUUCGCUGAUGUUAGCUUCUGUAGGUGACUCAGUAAAUAAGGACGCCAGGCCUUCUCAAUGAGGCUUGAGAAAUCAUGAACUCUUACAUUGUACACUCCAAUAAAAGGUUGAUAUUUACAUA